This is a messenger RNA of Cladocopium goreaui, 956 nucleotides long. The record is from the annotation of a GenBank genome assembly. NCBI's taxonomy places the organism in Eukaryota, Dinophyceae, Suessiales, Symbiodiniaceae.
CUCGAACACAAUACCCGCAGCGUGCGCUGCACCAUGGCUUUGCAAAGCUUUUGCGCGAGGGUGCGCCCCAGACGAGCCCUUCUGGGGCGAUGUUUGCCGAGUCUUACUCAGGCCACCGGACGAAGUCUACACCUCUCCAGACGAACCUGUAAGGAGUGGUCUAUCGAUGAGCUCAUUAACUGCAACGAGGAGUGGCGACAGAAGAUGAUGGAGAGCGAUCCAAGCUUCUUCGAUCGCACCGCCAAGACUCAGAAGCCUAGAUAUUUGUGGAUAGGUUGUAGCGACAGCCGUGUGGCGCCGGGGACCAUUUGCGGCCUUCCGCCCGGAACGCUUUUUGUUCACAGGAACAUUGCGAAUUUGGUGAACAACGUGGAUACAUCUGCUAUGAGUGUCAUUCAGUAUGCCGUUGGCAUCUUGCAGGUUCAACACAUCGUGCUCUGCGGACACUACGACUGUGGCGGGAUCAGCGCAGCGGUGCGGAAUGAUGACCAUCCGUCGCCCCUGGCGAACUGGUUGCGCAACAUUCGGGACGUGUACCGUAUGCACCGAGAAGAGCUCAGUGCCAUUCAGGACCAGGAUGUGCGUGCGCGGAGAUUAGUGGAGAUCAAUGUCAUUGAGCAGGCCAUCAACCUCUACAAGACGCGCAUCGUACAACAGCGACGAAUUGAGACCUAUCAAAAGCUGGAGGAGUAUGGUUUCGUUCAGCCCAAGAUCCAUCCCUGUGUUUAUGACCCAGCCACUGGGAAGCUUGUGAGAUUGGAUGUUGAGAUGCAAGAUUACUUGGACGAGUUGAAAGAGAUCUACAAUCUGUAUAGCGUUGCCAACUUGGAUGAUGAGGAUGCUGCUGGCUGGGAAGGCAUGGGACCAUCUGUGGUGCUACCUUGAGCGCAAGCCGAGUGAAGCGACGAGGCGACGAAAAGGUCACCGAUUUCGCCAUCCAACAAGAUGAGAGCCGA